AUGCUUGACGAGGUGGAGAUGUGGAGGAUGAAGAAACUUCUUCGAAAUCUUCGUGAUAGUAGGGGAAACGGAACGUCGAUGAUAUCUAUUAUUAUUCCGCCUAGGGACCAGAUAUCAAGGGUCUCGAAGAUGCUUACCGAUGAAUAUGGAACAGCAUCGAAUAUAAAAUCCAGAGUGAACAGGCUGAGUGUUCUUGGAGCAAUAACAUCUGCACAAUGCAAGCUUAAGCAGUAUACGAAGACACCGCCAAACGGGCUUGGGAUAUUUGUCGGAACUGUUCUGAUGGACCAGAACAAGGAGAAGAAGGUAAGUGUGGGGAUAGAGCCGAUAAAGCCUGUGAAUACGUCGCUGUAUAUGUGCGAUUCAAAGUUCCAUGUUGAUGAUUUGCUUUCGCUUUUUGAGGAUGAGCUGAAGUACGGGUUUAUUGUGAUUGAUGGACAUACAACGAUGUUUGCAACUCUUCAGGGGAAUAUGAAGACUAUUCUACAGCAAAUCCACGUGGAUCUUCCGAAGAAGCAUGGGCGAGGAGGGCAGUCCUCGGUGAGGUUUGCACGUCUCAGGGUUGAGAAGAGGAAUGCGUAUGUCAAGAAGGUGGCCGAGAUAGCUGUGAACUUGUUUCUGACAAAUUGCGUGAUGAAUGUAGAGGGCAUAAUUCUUGCAGGGCAGUCUGAUCUGAAGAACGAGCUGGCUCAGGUGCUUGACAGUAGAAUAGGGGUGAUUAAGUCUGUCGACACAAACUACGGGGGAGAGGGCGGACUGAAUCAGGCAGUCGAGCUGUGCGAGGAUGUUCUCAAGGAUGUGAAGCUUUCGAAGGAGAAGAAGGUGAUACAGGGCUUUCUGAACGAAAUAAACACAGACAGUGGGAAGUUCUGUUUUACAAUGCGAGAGACGAUGCACUGCCUGGACAUGGGUGCGGUUGAGACACUGAUUGUCUACGAGAAUCUCCCUGAUGUGAAGGACGAGGAGAUGUUUGUUGAUUGGAUUGCAGAGAACUACAAGGGCUUUGGCUGCACACUUGUGUUUGUGAGUGACAAAAGCUCUGAAGGGACGCAGUUUGUGGAAGGAUUUGGAGGAAUAGGCGGGAUUUUGAGGUAUAGGGUUGAUGUUGACGACCACUUGGAAGAUGAUUACUCAUCGGUUGAUGACGAUGAGAUAUUCUAG
This is a messenger RNA of Ordospora pajunii, 1161 nucleotides long. RefSeq names its product eukaryotic peptide chain release factor eRF1. Gene Ontology annotation, biological process: cytoplasmic translational termination. The record is from RefSeq and is a predicted model, not a curated record. Bases 1 to 1161 code for a protein of 386 amino acids. Gene Ontology annotation, molecular function: translation release factor activity, codon specific; sequence-specific mRNA binding. Gene Ontology annotation, cellular component: translation release factor complex; cytosol. Lineage: Eukaryota; Fungi; Microsporidia; Ordosporidae. The transcript has a single exon.